UGAAGUUAUACGUGUGUACGUAUCUGUCACAGAGUACGGUCGAGCACGGCAGCUUUCACGUUCUACGAGUAUAUACUCGAGACUUUCGGGUGAUUUCGCGAAGGCUUGUCGAGGUCCCGUCCCGGUCGCGACGAAGGAGCGGUCCGGGUCGCGCGAGGAUACGCGCCGACGAAUUCUCGUGCGUGACACAGGCAUGAGGUCCAGCCGCAGUAAUGAGAACUGAUGGUCGUCAUCGUCGCCGCCGCCGCCGCCGUCCUGCACUCGCGUCGAUCCGUCUCUCUGGCGCCUCGGUGUUGUCGCGGUGGUGUCCCUGAGGACGAUGCCCCGCGUCGCGGAGCGAGAUUGUUAAUGCGCGGCGUUUCUCCAUAGAUUCUCGGCACGCGUUCUUUGAUUUAUGGAUUCCGUGAAGAGAAACGGGGACUCUGUAUAAGGAAAGAGAGAGAAAUAAAAAGAAAGAGAGAGAGGAGAAAUCUUGACGACGUACGUGCGUUGUCAUUCAUCGUCUUGGAAAUCACGCAAGAAACAGGAUACCUAAUCUUGGGAUAUUGGAUACUCGCUGAUAAAGUUUCUAUUAAAAGACGCAGAGAUGGAAAGUUCCGAGGAACCGACCAGUCUGCAGUCCAUAUGCCAUCUGCAUGCUUCGGAACUGUUCCCCAAGCAUACGCAUUUCGAGUGCGAGGAUGAAACCCUGACGAUUCCAUUCACGCCGUUGAGCGGGGAAUCAGUCGUGGCUCUGGGACGAACGACGGACGGUGUUUUGGCCCUUUCGAAUUAUAGACUUUAUUUGCAAUUAAGCCAAACGUGUUACAAUAUACCUCUGGGUCUCAUUGAGCAAUUAGAAGUCAAAGAGAUUUUCUAUCUGCACAUUGGAUGCAAAGACGCACGUUCUUUAAGUUGUGCAUUUACCACGAACGAACAUUGUUUAGAGUGGUUUAAACGAUUACACAAAGUGACCUAUCCGCGAAAAAGUAUAGAAGAUAUAUUCGCGUUUGCUUACUAUGCGUGGUCUAUAGAAGAGGGCAAAGAUUAUCCUAGGCUUGGAAAAGAUAAUAGUUCUUAUAUUACUACUUUUAAUUCGGAGGUCGAGCGAUUAAAGUUCAAUUUACACGGUACAUGGCGUAUAAGUCAAAUAAAUAAGGAUUACCGGAUGUGUCCAUCCUAUCCACCGCAGCUCUUGGUACCUGCUUGCAUCUCCGAUGAAACCCUAGAAUUUGUUGCCAAAUUUAGAAGUUCCAGACGUAUUCCAGCUAUUGUAUGGAGGCAUGUGAAUAACGGUGCCGUGAUAGCUCGCAGCAGCCAACCGGAAGUUGGUUGGCUCGGCUGGAGAAGUUCCGAGGAUGAGGAUCUUCUGAAGGCUCUCGCGGACGCGUGUAGCUACGAUAAGGGCGAAUCUACGAUGGUAGACUCGCCUAUUACAUACUCCGAUGCCGGUGACGAUACUAUAACACCGAGCGCUCCCAAGAAAGUUCUAAUCGUCGAUGCGAGAUCGUAUACAACAGCUGUAGCGAAUCGGGCACGCGGUGGUGGCUGCGAAUGUCCAGAAUAUUACCCGAGUUGUGAUAUACAAUUUAUGAAUUUGCCGAAUAUCCACUCGAUACGGAAAAGCUUCCACGCUGUGCGACAGCUUUGCGCGUCGGACGCGGAUCAACCAAAUUGGUUAAGUUUGCUGGAAGGUACGCGAUGGCUGCAACAUAUGUCGGGUUUACUGCGGGCGGCUGUUACUGUGGCUUCGGCGAUUGAGAGGGAUGGUCGACCAGUAUUAGUGCACUGUAGUGAUGGUUGGGAUAGAACGCCCCAAAUUGUCGCAUUGGCGCAGAUAUUACUUGAUCCAUACUAUCGCACUAUGGAGGGAUUCCAAGUUUUGAUUGAGAGAGAAUGGUUAGACUUUGGACACAAGUUCGCGGAUCGAUGUGGUCAAACGAUCGGUUGCGACGAUCCCAACGAACGUUGUCCGGUAUUUCUUCAGUGGCUCGACUGCGUUCACCAGUUGAUUCUACAGUUUCAAUGUAGCUUUCAAAUGUCGUCGGCGUAUCUUGUGAAAUUAGCCCAGCAUACAUAUUCACAAUUAUUUGGUACAUUCCUGUGUAAUACUAGGCAGGAGAGGCUGCAAUUGAGAAUACGCGAACGUACGUUCUCAGUUUGGCGUUUUCUCAACUCGACUGCGUUUGUAAAUCAUUUAUAUUCGCCGUUAAAGAAUCAAGUAUUAUGGCCAAGUUGCAACGUGCGCGAUCUUGUCCUGUGGUCCGAAGUGUAUUUAGGCUCUAUGGAAUCGUCGCUCGGUAUGAGAGAUGAUAAGCAGAGGGUGACGAUGAUCGACAUUGAGGGCGGCGAAAGCGAGGAACCGCAAGGACAGAUGACGAAGACGAGAUCGUAUGGCGACCUCAUGCACGCUCCCGAUCAUGCAGCUUAUUUACACCGAAGACGUAGUGAUCCGAGUAUUUCCAUGGAAAAAAAAUUCGAUUCUCUAGUGCUUGAGACUGAAACGGAUCAGAAGAGCGCGAGAACCGUGGACGAUAAUAAAAAUGAAGCUGCGAACGAGAACUCAUUGGAGACUGAAACCAAGACGAAACGAUGUACUGUGAAUCAAACAUCCAACGAUUCACCCGCCAAUCCCUCGGUAGAUAGUUCUACCGACACUUUGAUACCUAACAAUGAUUCUGCCAUUGCAGCAGUGAACGGAGAGAAAGAAGUACCACAGACGAAUCCGUCGCGGGAUAUUGUAUCGCCAUGGAUCGAAACCGGCACCACCACAACAGGACGGGCCGUUUGCUCAUCGUGUAAUCGCAAUCACAACGAGGGUAGUGAUGUGAGUGAUACUAGCGCCCCAUUGAUAUCAAGAACUCCCAGUAGCAUAUGUCCGGCUUCUCCAACCCAUCAGGACGUUAUGCUAGAUAAUCCUGACUGGCUGGACGAUGUUGACGGUCUUCCUGUCAUAUGUUGUGACGUCCAAAUGCGAGUACAACAAAUUAUCGUAGAGCAUAAGCUUAAGGAAGAAGCUCUAAGGAAAGAAUUGCACACAACAAGGUUGGCACUAAUCAAGCAAGUUUGCAAUCACAACGUCGAUACUGAUCGUAUCGACGACAUUGGCUCAUUACCGGAUUCCGUGGGCAGCACUGGUGAACACGGAGAGUCACUACCGUCGGAUAUGUCCUGGGAAGCCGUAGAGGAGCUGAGUCCCGCGCCUACUCUUUGGGUACCCGAUCACGCCGUGACCCGGUGCAUGGGUUGUAACACGGAGUUUUGGCUCGGUAGACGUAAGCAUCACUGCAGAUGCUGUGGCAAGAUUUUCUGCGCCGACUGCUCCGAGAACUCCACCCCUCUGCCUAGCGAGCAGCUCUACAAUCCCGUGAGGGUGUGUAGUGACUGCUACACGCGGCUUCACCACCAUCAUCACACAAACUCGUGUCCUUGCAACGCUCGUCAUCAGAAUGCUAAAGCGGAGAACGAGAUCGAUCCUUCUGAGGUAACUCCACCGCCGCAACCGGUAACAUAUCAAAGGUCGAGAAAGCUGCCGCCCGCAGUAACGAAGGAUACUUGCUGCGAUAACUUGUUGCAAGCGACACAUCAGAAAACGCAACCAUCCGUCGCAGCGGCUACGGCAAAUUGAGAAGAGGAGAGUUUGAAGAGCAGUGGGAGAGAAGAAAAGCCGAGGGAAGGCAAUUCGUUGGGGAUGGCGCGAUUCCUUUCUCCAUCGAUUGCCGAUCAGCAUCACCUAACUCCGCGCGAUGUGCAUUGCAUCGCCGGAUUUAUACAUACUUUGUAUCGAAUAUAUACAUAGCAUGCGGACUAACGCGUCUAGAGUGUCCUAAGCGAUUUAAUAUAUUUAUUGCUAGAUUAAUAAUUUGUACGCGAACAAGAAUAUAAUGGAUACGCAGAAGAAAACGGUAGAGAGAGGAGGAGAGAUAGAGAGAGAGAGAGAGAGAGAGCGAAGGAGAAAGAUAGUAUACGAGGUUGUAUAUACCCUAGGAGUAAUCUCGAGCUAAAAUUCCUGGCUUCUUCUGAGAGAUAACUCUUCUGAGAGAUUCAGGGAGAUCUUUCAAGUUUACCCGUUUCUCUAAAUAUCUUCGCGCUUAGCACGAUGAGAAAGGGUGGUGAGUGGCAAAUUUUUAGAUAGGCUGUGAUCGACGUCUAACUUUGUUAGACGAUUAUACUACGGAGCGAAGUGCUAAUUAAUUGUCAAUUUGAUCACGACGAGAGCGAUCGUUCGUUAAUUAGCGGUCGAGCGAAACAAACGAGAUCGUAUUUCUUAUAUCACCGCCGUAUGUACGAGAAUUGGGAUAUUAAAUGUCAUUAUCGCACGCGUCUGAUAUCGAUCGGUUCACAUCCAAAACCCAUAUUUCACCCUACAUCGAUCCCUUAUCAUUAGACCCCUAUCUGUGACGAAAAAAAAAACGUUCGCCAUUGUAUUAGUAAAUGUUAUGCUUAAGUUAAGGAAUUGGUUCGCACCAAAUGUGUGUUAUGUAUUCCGUGUGCGCUCUGUUAAUUUCAUCAUUUUUUAAAGUCUGAUAUCACAUCUGAAAUCUGCAUCUUUCUGCAUUGCAUUCGUCUCGACUUGAUUCUUUCGAUCGUGGAUAUUUUACGAAUAAAUGUGUGGGCGACGUGUACUAAAUUUUAAAAAGCUUUAUUAUAGAUUCGAAAACAUAAAAAAAGUAAGAACGAAGAGAAGCACAGUUUAUCCUAAUUUACAGGCCUAACCUUCCCGCUGUAAUAUUGUGAAGCGUCGUCGCGUUCUUCAGCAUUUGCGUAGCAUUCUUCAAUAUGUUGUCGAAACUACCCUUUGUGUCGUCCUCUUUUUGGAACUGGAUCAAUAUUACGAGAUACGUUGUGACUGCGCCAGCAAUCUAGAAAUAUUUUUUGUAAAUUUUUUUUCUACAUUUCUAAAGUUUUGGCACGCGGAGAGAAGAGUCAAAAUUUAUUUACUGAAGUCACGAGAGUACGAUCCAGAGUAAAGAGUCCGCACGCUGUGAAUUCUAACGGGCGAUGCAGAAGCUGAAGCGAAAAGAUUUCUAGUUGUUUCGUACCUUCCUUAUCAGGACUCACGGGCAGCAAUUGGCUUAUCAAUUCUGCUGUUUUCUUUCCCUGAACAUAGUCGUACAAUUCACAAGAUCGAAAUAUAAAAUAAUAAAUUACUCAACGACAAAAAUUAUAUUCAAAUUCUACUUUCAAGAAAUAGAUAAAGAUUUAUUGUGAUUUGUUAUAUUUCUGAGUUUUUUGAAAUUUUGUUUUAUUUUUGUCUCGGCAAAUGAAAGAGGACUUUAAUUCCAGAUUUUGAUCUUGAUAUACAUAUAUUGUCAUGAUCGUGAGUGAUGAAAAAGGCUUUAAUUAUCGCUAAUUAUCUGUUAAAAAAUUAUUAAAUGAAGUGCAAAUAGAUAUUGCAUGUUAAAUUAUGAUAUUUAGAUAGAUGAAUAUAGAAACUCAUAUUUACGUAUUUAUUUUAUAAUAAAUAAUAAAAUAGUGUAUAUAUUUCAAUCUUUAACAUAAUAUAAAAUGUAUUGUGUUUAAUAAGCGUGGACGUGUAUAAUAUAAAUAGAGUAAAAUACUUACAUUAAAUUGUUUAAUUAAAUUUUUUAUUAUUAGUUCACGCUUGAAUUUUACGUUGCAUGGACUUUUAUUUGUUAAUUUUUAUAAACAAUAAGCGACGGUCAAAAUCUUUUACUCAAUCGUAAUCUUGACAAUAUAUGACAAUGUCACGAUGAUCGAAACUGAAUCUUCCUGUCACCAUUGACCAUGUAAUAAAAUUAUUAUGUAUAAAUGUA
Messenger RNA from Nylanderia fulva, 5756 nucleotides. Its product is annotated as phosphatidylinositol-3,5-bisphosphate 3-phosphatase MTMR3. The record is from RefSeq and is a predicted model, not a curated record. Gene Ontology annotation, cellular component: membrane; cytoplasm. Gene Ontology annotation, molecular function: protein phosphatase binding; phosphatidylinositol-3,5-bisphosphate 3-phosphatase activity; phosphatidylinositol-3-phosphate phosphatase activity. NCBI's taxonomy places the organism in Eukaryota, Metazoa, Arthropoda, Insecta, Hymenoptera, Formicidae. Gene Ontology annotation, biological process: regulation of autophagy; phosphatidylinositol dephosphorylation.